This is a messenger RNA of Closterium sp. Naga37s-1, 3579 nucleotides long. Lineage: Eukaryota; Viridiplantae; Streptophyta; Zygnematophyceae; Desmidiales; Closteriaceae. The record is from the annotation of a GenBank genome assembly.
AUGGGAAGGGGCAGGAAGGGACGGGAAGCGACGGGAAGGGACGGGCAGGGACGGGAAGGGACGGGCAGGGACGGGCAGGGACGGGAAGGGACGGGAAAUGACGGGAAGGCGCAGGAAGGGGCGGGAAGGGGCAGGAAGGGGCGGGAAGGGGCGGGAAGGGACGGGGAGGACGUGGAGGGACGGGAAGGGUUGGGACGGAAUGGAAAAAGACGGGAAAAGGAGGGACACAACACGGGGGGACGGAAACGGUGGGGAGAAGAGGGGAAAUGGACGGUGCUGAGGGAAGGGUGGUGUGCAGAAAAUAGAGGCCAUGCUAGUCCCAACCCAUACCGCAUGCAGCAGCAGCACGGCAGGCAGUACGUGCUGCUGUGUGCCCAACUUCCUGCUCCACCCGUCCCUAUCCACGCCCUCGUCUGCCACCUGAACCCAAACCACUUGGUCCGUGUGCGACCGUCUCAGGUGUGCGACCGUCUCAGGUGUGCGACCGCUCCUUGUCUUUUUGCGUGUCGCAUGCAACGUCUGUGCUGUCCCUCGCCUCACGCGAGUCUCCCCAUCCACUGCUUGCCCUCGCUGCGCCUCUCUAACAGAGAGCGAUUUGCAUCCACCGUUACUCCCUCCCUCGCCUCGCCUUCCUCGCCUCUGUCUCUCCUCCCGCCCUGCCUGCCUCUGCCCUUCCUCACCCUCCUCGCCUCCUCCGCUCCCUCUGCUCCCCUUCGCACUCCCUCCUCCCUAUCUUCCCCCGUCUUCUCUCCCUCUCAUCUCUCCGUCCCUCGCCCCCAAGCAGGCGCGGUGCGAAUCAACUGUGGCAGCAGCGAGGCGCAGACUAUCAACGGCCGCCAGUGGCGGGCAGACUCCUUUUACGACGCGGGGCAGCCCUUCCGCCUCCCCCCCUCCCCUCCUCUCUCCUCCCCCCGCCUCGCGUCGCCCGUGGAGGCCACCCUGCGCGCCUUCCCCGGCGGGAACAGCAACGGCGGCUGCUACACCGUCCCUCUCCCCCGUGACGCGCGCUACCUGGUGCGCGUGGGCGUGGCCUACCGCAACUACGAUGGCGCCCUCCGCCCGCCCGCCUUCCACAUGGCCGUGAACGGGCUCAUUCUCAGGACGGUGGUGAUGGCCGUCUCAGAGCAGCAGUACCCGCUCUCCGCCUUCUACUCCGAGUUUGUGGCGUUUGCCCGCCAGGGGCGCAUCUCCGUGUGCUUCCUGCCGCUGCUGGGCGUGGUGGCGGCCCCCCCCCAGGUGAACUCGCUGGAGCUGCUGCCCGUGCACCCCCUCGCGUACGAUGGUGCGGUGACAGGGCGCGACGUGGUGGUGGUGCCGCUGCUGCGCCACAACCUGGGCGCGACACGGAUGGCAGGGGGCGGGGCAGGGGACGGGGUCCCUUUGGUGCAGGAAGACAGGAUGGGAGGGGAGAGGUGGGAGAGAGCAGUUGGAGGGACAGUGGGGAGGGUGGCGGAACUGGAAGGUGAAGAGGCGGAAGCAGCAAAUGGGGGAGGGUUGGAAGGAAGGGGGAAGGUGGGGCAGGCAGGUGCAUUCGCAGUGGAGGAGAGGGGGUUGCCGGAGGAGGGGGCGGGGAAGGAGCAGGAGGGCGGAAUGAGGGAGGGGGGAUGGGCGGAGGAGGACAGCGCAUACAGGGUGUGGGGGCGCGACUUAGCUCCCGCAUGGGGCGCCGUGCCUCGUACCGUGGCUCUAAACUCGGAUGCUGGUAGUGGUGCCAGCAGCAGCAGCAGCAGCAGCAGCAGCAGCAGCGUUGGGUCGAAUGCAACACUGACGGAUAGCAGCAAUUGGGUUACGCGUGGGCAUCCGUUCAACGUGGUAACCACCUCCCGACGCAUCGCUGGUGCUGACGUGGCACCGGACUUUAUUCCUUCUGCAGUGUUCCAGUCAGCGUGGGAGGGAGCAGUGGAGGAGAGGGCAGGCGAGGCCGGAGAGGAAAGUGGGGGGGAGCAGCUGGAGUGGGGGGCCAGGAGAGGAGGAGGGCUGGUGUGCUGGGCCAACAGCAGCAGUGGGGAGUGGGAGACGUGCAUGGGGUCGGUGGGGUUUGCAGUGCGUCUAGAUCCGGUGAAUCUGCUGGACGUGCUUUGCCUGCGCCUCUUCUUCGCUGAGCUCGACCCCCUCGUGCGCCCCGGUGACCGGCGCUUCGACAUUCGCCUGGGUGCCAUGAGCGUGCUGGGCGUGGGGCAGGGGGAGAGGCAGGGCGAGGGGAAGGGGGAGGGGGUGGGGGAAGACGAGGUGGGAGGGGAUGAGCGGAAGUGGAAGGAGACGAUAGGCAAGGGGAAGGGGGAAAGGGAGAAGGGAGGUGCAAGCGAGGAGGGAGUGGUGAAUGGCGGAGAGGGAGUAAGGGAUGAGGAGCGAUUGAGGAAUGAGGGAAGCAGAGCAGGUGGAGACGGCGAGGCAGCAAGUAGCAGAGACGCCACGGAAGGGCUCAGAGUGACAAGGGUGGAAGCGGGACGGGAGUCCUGGCAGGGGGGUGGAGGCACGGUGACAUGGCAGGGGCGCGGAGAGAGGCUUCAACGGCUGAGCUCUCACAUGGGCAGCGAGAGUGGUGAUGUGCGGGAGAGUGGUGUGCAGGUGAUUGCACGGAGGGCGGGUGGGGUAGAUGAUGGAGAAGGGGCGGAGGAAGGGAAGGGAGGGCACGUGAUGGAUACAAAUGAGGAGAGAGAGGAGGAUGCAAGUAGUGGGAGGAGAAGGCUUUUGGGAGAGUGGGAAGGAGUUAGAGGAAGCAAGGGCAUGAAGGGGAAUGAGGGUGGUGAGAGGAAGGAGACAAAGCAGCACUCCUCACGGCGAUCGAGGAGGAAAGGCGAGAGAGCAGAGGAGAUAAAGAGGAGGAGGGUGGGAGUGGAGCACAUAGCACACACAGGGCUGGACGGGCGGAAGCCGGUGGUGCAUGGCAACGUGGUGCUGGACGCCGUCAAGAGCAUCAGUGAGAGUGGCGAGUUCGACACGGGUGGUGGCGUGGGCACGCCCGUCAACUGGUACCGCAACUUCCUCGACUUCCGCCUCCAUGACUUCCUCUUCGGCCCGCAGCCCCGCCCGUGGCAGCAGGAGCGCCAGCAGCUGCUGCGGUCAAAGCGACCGCAGGUCCUGGGGCACUGGGAGGGCCAGCAGCAGAAGCAGCAGCAGCAGCAGGAGGAGGAGGAGGAGGAGGUGGAGGAUGUAUUCGACCCGAGCAACCCGCUGUUUGCCCGGGACUGGAGCGGCACGGGGUUUGACAUCCUGGUGGCGGCCAACGGGUCGCACGACCGCGCGGUGGUGGUGCAGCUGUGCUUCAACUUCACGCGUUACGCGCAGCAGUACGGCCCCGACCUCGCCCUGCUGCUCUCCCCCAUGCGCGGGUCCAAGAGGCCGCCGCUGCUGGCGGGCGUGGAGGUGGUGGAGAUGGUGAGGACGCCCCCUGGCGGCCACGUGCCCCGCGGCUACCUGCCCAACGACAUAGCAGCCAUGAUAGUGCUGCUCGCCCUCGCCUACUUCGCCCUCAAGCUCGCCCCGCACUGCUGCGCCUCCGCCUCUCACUUCCUCUCGCCACACCUCCCUUUCACACGCUUCCUCCCGGGACCCAUUAAAGGUGCGACUGCGUGGUGA